Messenger RNA from Paramuricea clavata, 786 nucleotides. Lineage: Eukaryota; Metazoa; Cnidaria; Anthozoa; Malacalcyonacea; Plexauridae. The record is from the annotation of a GenBank genome assembly.
AUGUCCGCUAAACAAACCAAGAAAGACGGCGACAUCAAAAAGCAAAUUUCUGAACUAAUACUAGGCGAUGGCGACUUCCUUAAAUGCAUUGCUGAAGCUGUAUCGUCCGCAAUUAUCGACACUAUGUGUGUGAACGAAAGCUUUAUUGCUAAAAUAGCUGAUAAGAUUUCUCAAAACGAAAAGCAUACAACUAAAAUAAAGCAAGAGCUUUACGAAAGUCUGUCGUUUGAUAAUACCGACCUUCGAGCAAAAAUCACUGAUUUGGAAAAUAAUUGCGCACAGUUAAAGAAAUCGUACGACAAUCUACAAAUGGCCCAUGACGACUUGGAACAAUAUGGGAGAAGGAAUUGCUUAAUUUUUCAUGGCGUUCCAGAACCACCAAAAGAUGUGACCGAAAAUACAGAUGCUGAAAUAAUUAAGAUAGUCAACGACAAACUUGGGGUGAAGAUUCAAGUGUCGGACUUAGAUAGAUCUCACAGACUGAGAAGGAAGUCUCCGCAAAUAGCUAACUCAAGACCAAAGCCUAUUAUUGUAAAAUUUAAUCGUCACAAUACUAAAUCUGAAGUAUUCAGCCGAAAGCGUAAUCUAAAGGCAUCCGGCAUCGGGAUAACAGAAAGUUUGACGAAGAAACGCCUUGAAUUGUACACAACAGUCUCGAAUCAUCCUGAGGUAAAAGCAGCGUGGACAGCAGAUGGUAAAGUCAUUGCCCUACUCUCAGGUAGUCAAACUAAAGUUUUUCUUGAAAACCAUAAGGAUUUGACAAAGUUAUCUUCACUCAUUAAUUGA